Molecule: messenger RNA, 1481 nt
Organism: Suillus paluster
Lineage: Eukaryota; Fungi; Basidiomycota; Agaricomycetes; Boletales; Suillaceae
Exons: 8
Coding region: 115-1299 (394 amino acids)
Source: RefSeq, a predicted model, not a curated record
CAAUACUCCGAACAAACGUGAAACCACGCCCAUGGGUGCCGUUUAAGCCUCUUGAAGGGCACAUCGAAGGUCCCGCCCCUGCCCUGCAAGCCCCGGACUGAUACCUUACUUGGCAUGUACAACAUCAGCACGCAUAUCAUACCUGCAGCGAACCCCAGAGUCACCCCGGAUAUUCCAGUUCCUGAGCUGCCACCUCGCUCUUCGAAAAGAACCCUGGGCGAUAUCAAGAAACUGGGACUUGAUCUCAUGGAAAGACAAGUUAGGCAAGAGGAGGACAGCCAUUUCAGUGUCUCGAGCGACAAGUUGCUGUGGAAUUGUGUCAACAGAUAUGUGAAAAAGGACCACAAGGCUAACGUCAGAACGAAGGGGAUCACUUUGUUCCUUGUGCAAGCAGUGGGCUUUCCUAUGGAAAUGUGGGAGACCACUCUAUGUUAUUUACUAGCUGCUUCUGGUGUCAUAGAUGAGAUAUGGUCAUGGGAGUCAGUGCAACAUGGGGACGCUGCUCUGCUAAACAGACAGAAUCUCAGUGGUACCUUUGACUGGAUUGACAACACGAGAGACAUUGCAAACUUUCUUAUCAACUACAUGCCAGAAGAGGUAGAAACAUCUGCACUACCUGUUCAACUUCAUCGACUUCCUGCAUCCAUUGGCGAAUCACGUCAAAAGUGUGGCUUCUCUUCGCGCACCCUGGUCGCAACAGGACACUCAUUUGGUGGUUGCUCGGUGGCUUUAGCCGCGUUGCAUUUUCCGGCCUUGUUUUCCUCAAUGAUCCUCAUCGAUGCGAUGAUCGAUACAUAUCUAGGAUAUGUGUGGGAGAACACGCAGCGCAUGGUCGGGGCUUCCUUGAUAAGGCGCGAACAAUGGCCAUCACGGGAGGAUGCCUUGCGUUCCUUCAAAUCUUCACCCGUGUUCUCCGUUUGGCAUCCUGACGUGCUUCAGCUCUAUGUCGAUUAUGGACUAUACGAGGAUGAAAGCGGAUGUGUUAGAUUAAAAACGCCUCCCAUUCAAGAGGCUCUUAUCCUCGCCACCCCACGAACUAGCCGCGAAACUUGGGAGUUAAUGGAAAGGCUUGACGAGAACAUUGAGCUGCUGUGGAUUCUCCCCGGAAGCCCAAGCCAGGAAAUGUUUAAGGAAGGGAAGAAGCAGCGUGCUUGGCGCAGACCCGCAAAUUCAUCUAACAUCGUCAUCAAGUCAUCUGGCCAUCUCAUUCCUGAGGAGGCUCCAGAAGAACUCGCGCAAAUCAUGGCCGACUUUCUGCACAGGAAAUACAGUAUUUCCCCAACGAAGCCAAAGCUCUAAAAUUUGUGUACAUGAAUGGAUGCUGAGCAGCAAAUAUAUCUGGAAACCUGUAAGGGUGCUACAUACGGCGUAGCGAGAAUGAUACGAAUUCGACGGGGGUUUAGAAUAGAUCGAGGUAAGGUUUCGACAAUCAGUUGAUAGCAUCGAGAAGCGUUCAGAGAUUCGGUCCUUGCAAACUGGGU